CUUUGAAAAUCUACCAGCUAAAAAUGGAUCAGGAUUGGAACAGCAGGAGGCCAAGGGACUCCGUCAACCUGCACGACCAAGUGAAGCAGCUGACUGCUCUUUUGAAGCAUGAGCGUACCAGAAACUCCUGGCAGUAUAAUGCGAGGCUGGAACUCGGUAAAGACCUGAACGAGACUAAACAACAGCUGGCUCGUCAGAAGAGCCUAAAAGAAAUGUUCAUUAAGAGAGGAAAGGACACACGCAAUGAACUGGAGAGGCUGAAGAGGCUCAGUGACCCAGAGACCAUGGACACCAUGAGGAUUGCCACUGAGGUUCGAAAUACCAUCAAACUAAAGAGGAAGAAGGUGCUUCAGCAAGCAUUUGAGGACCUCAAAGUGGCUUACAUUAUCAGCCAAGAAAAGUUCUCAGCAGAGCUCCAGGUUGAAAAAACUAAAAAUGGAGCUCUUCAGCAAGAACUUGAGCAGCUGAGAGCUUCACAUCAGAUCAACCCGAGCUUUAAAACUGAGCUGAAAGGUGAGAAGGAAAAGGGCGACAGCUGUCAGAAACACCUGGAGAAAGAGAUUCACUCCCAAGCUGAAAAUGUGUCAGAGUACCUGGAGGCUUUAAAGCAGCAGAUGGUUGAAAAGGAUGCUCUGGUCCAUCAGAUGGAGGAGGAGAUCCAGACCCUGAAAAAGGACGCAUCUGAGCAAGAGAUGUUUUUCAAAAAGCAGGAGGACGUGAUGUCUGUAAACGAUGCUUUGGUCCAUCAGAUGGAGGAACAAAUUCAGAACUUCAAGAAAGACGCCUCUGAGACAGAGAAGUCCUUUGUCAAAGAGUUGGAGGACCUGAAGUCUGUGAAGGACACUCUGGUUCACCAGAUGGAGGAAGAGAUCCAGACCCUAAAGGAAAAGGCCUCUGAGACAGAGAAGUCCUUUGUCAAAGAGUUGGAGGAUCUAAAAAAAGAACAGGCCUCAACGAAACAGGAUCUGAUCAAUAAGCUCCAGACUGAGCGGGAGAUCAAUCAGACCUUCCAAAAUGAACUUUCCAAGCUGGAAAAAGAAAAGGACAAGACCAGGCAGCGGAACCAGGCCUCCCACCAUCAUGUACUAGAUGUUGAGCUACUGGAAGAGAUCGGCCACUCUGAGGAACAGCUUGAGGAGAAAAAAAAGAAACCUUCAGCCUGGAAAAGAUUUAGACACCACAUUGGUUUGAGGAAAAUGAAGAAGAAGGAGGAGAAGCGGUCCUCCAUCUGAUGGACCGAAGCAGGAAAACCUGAUGUCUGUGAAGGACACUGGUUCGUCAGAUGGAGGAGAAGAUUCAGACCCUGAAGGAAAACGCCUCUGUGAGAGAGAAGUUUUUUUGUCAAAGAGUUGGAGGACCUGAAGUCUGUGAUGGACACUCUGGUCCAUCAGAUGGAGGAAAAGAUUCAGUGCCUGAAAAAAGACGUCUCUGAGCAAGAGAGGUUUUUCAAAGAGCAGCAAGACGUGAUGUCUGUGAAGGACACUGUGGUUCGUCAGAUGGAGGAGGAGAUCCAGACCCUGAAGGAAAACGCCUCUGUGAAAGAGAAGUUUUUUUUGUCAAAGAGUUGGAGGAGCUGAAGUCUGUGACAGACACUCUGGUCCAUCAGAUGGAGGAAAAGAUU
Perca fluviatilis (European perch) is the source of this 1621-nucleotide messenger RNA. RefSeq names its product centrosomal protein of 112 kDa-like. The transcript has a single exon. The record is from RefSeq and is a predicted model, not a curated record. Lineage: Eukaryota; Metazoa; Chordata; Actinopteri; Perciformes; Percidae. Bases 24 to 1232 code for a protein of 402 amino acids.